This is a messenger RNA of Rhineura floridana, 2610 nucleotides long. Its product is annotated as vomeronasal type-2 receptor 26-like. The coding region runs from base 1 to 2610 and encodes 869 amino acids. The transcript has 6 exons. The record is from RefSeq and is a predicted model, not a curated record. NCBI's taxonomy places the organism in Eukaryota, Metazoa, Chordata, Lepidosauria, Squamata, Rhineuridae. Gene Ontology annotation, cellular component: membrane. Gene Ontology annotation, biological process: G protein-coupled receptor signaling pathway. Gene Ontology annotation, molecular function: G protein-coupled receptor activity.
AUGGGAAUGUACAUUUGGGAAGAAAGUUUUGUCAACAGAUUCAUGCAGGGGGUGGUGUUAGUGUUCAUACUGCUGUCUCACAGUGUGUACAAGACACAAGUGAUUAACUGCAGCAUACAUGAUGAUCCCCUCCCUAUUCCUCAUAACUUUUACCAGCCAGGAGACCUUCUCAUUGGUGAGAUUGCUUCGCAAGUCUUCUUCUUCUCUAACAACCUCUCCUUUAUGGAACAGCCAGCACACAUCUUGAUUGAUGAACCUAUUUCAGUGCCAAAGUACUAUCAGCACAUCCUGGCCUUAGCAUUGGCUGUCAAAGAGAUCAAUGAGGCUCCCAACAUCUUCUCAAAUAUCUCUCUGGGGUUCCAUAUCCUCAAUAGCUACUUCACUGCAAGAAUGACCUAUAAGGCCACACUGAGCCUGCUCUCUGCACAGCAUAGAUUUGUUCCCAACUUCAAGUGUUGUCACCGGAGCAAUCUGAUAGCUCUAAUUGGAGGACAUAUCUCUGAAAUCUCUGCCAAUGUAGCCAUCAUUUCAGCAAUCCACAAGGCUCCACAGAUGGUCCCAAAUGAAGCCAAACAGCACUUAGGGGUUGUGCGGUUACUUCAGCAUUUUGGAUGGAUAUGGGUUGGGCUUGGUGCUGUGGAUGAUGACAAAGGGGACCAGUUUUUACAGACAGUGGUGCCAAUGCUUUCCCAGAAUGGCAUCUGUUAUGCCUUCAUAGUAAGAAUACCAAAACAGUCUUAUGUGGAUGAGCUUAUAGGCUUGCUAAUAGAGCAAUGGAAAAACUAUGAUAUUUUCAUGGAGACAAAAGUCAAAAUAUUCUUCGUAUAUGGAGAACCUCCCUCCUUUCAGGUUGUUAGAUUAAUGUUGUUUCUAGCAGAUUUCCUGAAAAUCCCACCUCUGUGCAAAGUGUGGAUUAUUACAUCUCAUUGGGAUUUUGAAUCGCUGUCCAUUCAGAAGAAUUGGGAUAUACAAGCAUUUAAUGGCUCCAUAUCCUUCACAGUUCACUCAAAUCAGCCUUUAGGAUUCCAAAAGUUCACUCAGGUGAUAAGACCUUCAUGGGCCAAAAGAGAUGGUUUUAUCCAGGACUUCUGGGAGCAGGCAUUCAGCUGUUCAUUGAAAAUGUCUCAAGGGAGGGAUGAAGAGAAUGAGAAGAAAAUUUGUACUGGAGAGGAAAAGCUGGAGAACAUUCCUGGAAUUUUGUUUGAAAUGAGCAUGACUGGCCACAGCUACAAUGUCUACAAUGCUGUCUAUGCAGUGGCACAUGCAUUACAUUCCAUGUACAAAUCCUGGUCCAAACACAGAAGAAUGGUAGAUGGGAAAGGAACAGCAAUUCAGAAUGUGCAACCAUGGCAGGUGCAUCAAUUUCUAAAGAGCACCUUAUUCAACAACAGUGCUGGAGACACUGUACACUUUGAUGACAUUGGAGAAUUAGUUGUAGGUUUUGAUGUUACAAACUGGUUGAUGUUUAACAACGGCUCAGUGGUUAGAGUUAAAGUUGGAAGACUGGAACCUCAGGCUCCUCCAGGCAAGGAGUUAAUCAUUCAUGAUGAGCAAAUUAUCUGGCACCAAAACUUUAAUCAGGCGCUGCCAGUUUCUGUGUGUAAUGACAACUGCUAUCCCGGCUACAGCAGGAAAAAGAAGGAGGGAGAGAAAUUUUGCUGCUAUGAUUGUGCUCCAUGUCCAGAAGGGAUGAUCUCUCACAGAAAAGAUGCAGAUGCCUGUGUCAGUUGUCCAGAGAACCACUAUCCCAACAACGACAAAAGUCAAUGCAUUCCAAAGGUUCAAAGUUACCUCUCUUACAAAGAAGAUUUAGGGAUCAUCUUAGCUACCGUGGCAAUUUCUUUCUCUUUCAUCACAACUUUAGUACUUGGCAUUUUUGUAAAGCACAAGGACACACCCAUAGUGAAAGCCAGCAACUGGACCCUCGCCUAUAUCCUCCUCAUCUCCCUCCUCUUCUGCUUCCCCUGUGCAUUGCUGUUCAUUGGACAGCCUGGAAAGGUGAUCUGCCUUCUCCGACAAACAGCUUUUGGCAUCAUUUUCUCUGUGGCCCUUUCUUCUGUGUUGGCAAAGACUAUCACUGUGGUUCUGGCAUUUAUGGCAACCAAACCAGGAUCUGGGAUGAGGAAAUGGAUAAGGAAAGGACUGGCAAAUUCUAUUGUCCUUUUCUGUUCCUUCAUUCAAGCUGGUAUUUGCACUGUUUGGUUAAGUAAGUCCCCUCCAUUCCCAGAUGUGGACAUGCACUCUCUGAAAGGGGAAAUCAUAUUGGAAUGUAAUGAGGGUUCAUCUAUCAUGUUUUACUGUGUCUUGGGCUAUAUGGGUUUCCUGGCCAUUGUCAGUUUCACUGUGGCUUUUCUAGCCAGGAAAUUGCCUGACAGUUUCAAUGAAGCCAAGUUCAUUACUUUCAGCAUGUUGGUGUUUUGUAGUGUUUGGUUAACCUUUAUUCCAACGUACCUGAGCACAAAUGGAAAAUACAUGGUGGCUGUGGAGAUCUUCUGCAUUUUGUGUUCCAGUGCUGGGUUGCUAGGUUGCAUCUUUUCCCCUAAAUGCUAUAUCAUUGUGCUGAGGCCUGAGCUGAACAGUAGGAAACAACUAAUGUGGAAAACAAAAUGA